Molecule: messenger RNA, 657 nt
Organism: Ustilaginoidea virens
Lineage: Eukaryota; Fungi; Ascomycota; Sordariomycetes; Hypocreales; Clavicipitaceae
Exons: 3
Coding region: 1-657 (218 amino acids)
Biological process (GO): fatty acid elongation; very long-chain fatty acid biosynthetic process; sphingolipid biosynthetic process
Cellular component (GO): endoplasmic reticulum membrane
Molecular function (GO): 3-hydroxyacyl-CoA dehydratase activity
Source: RefSeq, a predicted model, not a curated record
AUGGCCGACAAACGCGGGUCCGCCAGGCCGGCGUCGCCCCUCAAGUCCGCCUACUUGAUCCUCUACAACUUUGCGUCCGCCGUGGCCUGGAGCGUCGUGCUCGGCCGCACAAUCGGCCUGCUUCGCCUGCGCGGUCCAGCCACCGUCUACGCCGGCGUGGGCGAGUGGACAAAGUGGACGCAGACCAUGGCCAUCAUGGAAAUUGCCCAUUCUCUGCUCGGCAUCGUUCGUGCCCCUCUCAGCACCACCCUGCUGCAAGUCUCGUCCCGGCUUCUGCUCGUCUGGAAAAUCGUCGACUCGUGGCCCUUCCUCGCCCUCUCUCCCUUUUAUUCCUCCAUGCUCAUCGCCUGGUCCGUCACCGAGGUCAUUCGAUACUCGUACUUUGCGCUCUCGCUGGCCGGUGUGCUGCCCGCCUUUUUGACUUGGGCGCGCUAUAGUACCUUUUACGUGCUGUAUCCCCUGGGGAUCACGAGCGAGUGCAUGCUUGUGUACGGCGCGACCAUCCCCGCGGCUCAGACGAGCAAGAUCGAACCGUACAUCCUGUAUGGCAUCUUGGCUACUUAUGUUCCUGGCUCGUUCAUCUUGUUCACCCACAUGAUGAAGCAGCGAAGCAAAGUCAUGCGUUCUCUCAAGGCCAAUGACGCCAAGUCUCAAUAG